Molecule: messenger RNA, 1452 nt
Organism: Anopheles darlingi
Lineage: Eukaryota; Metazoa; Arthropoda; Insecta; Diptera; Culicidae
Exons: 1
Coding region: 36-1382 (448 amino acids)
Source: RefSeq, a predicted model, not a curated record
CGGUACCAACCAAGAAGCAACCAACCAACCAAGCAAUGAACCAAGGAACCAGGAAAGCUCUGCUGUUACUACUACUGCUGCUGGUGGGCGGUGCAUGGUCCCACCCGGCUGAGUGCGAUCCGUUUACCGGCGAUGACGGUCCGGUAUGUACGGUGCAGGUUGGCAACGGGCUACUGCAGCAACUCGGCACCCGGCUAACCGUCGCAUCCUCCUCCUCCUCGGCUCCACCGCCGCUCGAGUGCUCUACCGCCUGGACAACGCUACUGCUCCGGUUCCACGAGACGCACAAAAACCUCACCGACUGUGUGGAACGUGAGGAGCGCGCCCGGACCGAUCAAACCUCCGCCACCGACUUCUGCGAGCUGCUGCUCGAUGACGUACGGCGUCAGAUGCGCCAGGAACGGCAGCGCCUAACCAGCGAAUCCGAUCAGCGCCUUCAGGCCAUCCAGCUCGAGCUGAACGGGGAAAAGGCCCGCUCGGUACAGCUGACGGCCGAUGUCGGUGCCGUACAGCAGGAGCUAACCCGGCUGUACCGGGAGCUCGUCCUCACCAACGUCGGCAUCGGUGAUACGAAGCAAGCGCACCGGUACUACCAACGCUACAACGAGCAGCAGCAGAAGGAGCAGCAAGAGAAGUCGCAGCAGAAAGCGAACCUUCAAUCGUUGUACGAAGCGCUGAUCGCGACCGUCUACCGGAAGGCCGCAUACGUGCACGAACGUGUAGGGCAUCUGCUCGAUUUCGUGCGCCAUCUCGGACCGGACGCACCGGACCAGAAGCUGACCAUCUACCGGUUACUGAAGGUGGAGCUGGAUAAGCGCACGCCCGCCUCACAACCCCAAACGCUCGUCAUGGCGUUCGAUGCGCUGAAUGGGACGGCACCGGACGCGUCGACGGCCGAUAGUCCACUGCACAAGUUCUACCUCGACACGUCCGGACCGAUCGUGCGUGCCUGGCAGCAGCAGAUCAUCGCUGGCGAGUGGCGCACGGUGCGGGACUUUGCCGAGCACUAUCCGGACUACUAUCAGCGCUGCUACCGGAUGCUGCUGACCGUCGAUGCGACCGUCUGGCGGAAGCUCGACUUUAGCAAGUACAUCCUAGUGGUUAACACGCUGCCCCGGUCAACCUUCCGGAUGGAAGCGUUCGAGUUGGUGUUUGGAUUGAUGCGCCGGUACGAACGGCAGGAUGCCGUACCGCUCGACCGGCUCAAGGUGCUCGCCGCGCACACCGAAAUCUUCGAAACGUUCAUCAAGAAGAAGGGUCUCGGGCAGGACGCACAGGACCGGCUGGCGAAGGUGAAGGAGCUGUUCAAGGGCUUCAAACCGAACACCGACUACGGUUACUACCUGAAGGAGUUCCAGAAGACCAAACCGAAGACGGGCUAACACCGACGACGGCAACAACAAUAGCAACAACGAUAACACAAGCAAUAAAGCAAUCGAUUUAGCAGCAGCA